AUGUUCCAUGAAGGUAGCUAUCUCGCGAUGGCCGAUGGUUCAUUUGUGACGGCAACAAACGAGGAGAUUGGGAAAGUUUUCCAAAGAUCAGAUUUAGGACCUUGGCUUAUAUCUAGCUACAAUUUUGGGUACUCCAUAGCACUUCCAGUGUAUGCACAUCUAUGCGCAGCAUAUGGACACAAGCCUGUUCUCAUCAUCGCUUUCGUGAUUUUUGCCUUUGGCGCUCUCGUCACGGGCAUAUCAUUGUCAAUGCCAAUGUUGAUGGUAGGAAGGUUCUUUACAGGAAUCGGUGGCUCUGGGCUGGUCGAUGUUAUUUCGAUUUUGCUUAAUGAUCUUGUUUCUCCGUCCAAAGUUGCGGUGCUACGAAGCUACCUUUCAGUUGCCUCCACGUUGGGCAUAAGCUCUGGUGGUCCAAUUGGAGGACUACUAACUCAGACUGUUGGCUGGCGAUGGAAUCCGAUCAUCCCGACUUCUACUCUUAAGGAAAAUGGGUCUUGGGCUAUAUGUCUGGGUCAGACUAUCUUAUACUUUGUUCUGUCUUCUCUUACCUCGAAUCUUUCAAUGUUUUAUGUGCGAUUGCGCGGAGCCAACGUCGGCUUAUCCGGCCUGGUAAUUUCACCAUUUCCCCUAGGUAUCGCUCUCGGCUCAAUUAUCUAUGGUCGGUUAAUUCGCCGAACCAUGAGAUACAAGAAACUGUCUAUUGUUGGAUUGGGUACAAUAGUUGCCUCGUUCGCAGUGCUCGCCCUUAUCUGGCGCUCGAGCGCUAGCUAUCUUAGUCUGAUUCCAGUGUUUUUUGCAGGAACCGGAAUGGCGGGCCUAUUUACCACCCAGUUUGUAGCUUUAUCGGCGCGGAGUAGAGGAGGACAUGCUAGAACAACGAUUACUGCAUAUUACCUCGCUCAGCAGCUUGGAUUGAUUAUUGGUGUGACAACCUCGGCAACGAUAGUGCGGACUCUAUUCGCCAACGACCUUCGGCGGAGCUUGCAUGGAGUAUCUCAAAUCGACGAGGUAAUUAUUGGCGAAUCCUUGGAAGCAAUGGUGUUUGGUAUUCUGACCCUUUGCUACAGCUUAUUCAAAGAAUUCUCAACGACAAUCGCUUCGCAGAGUCAUUACCCGAAACAAUUCAAUCGCAUGUUCGACAAAGCUUCCAACACGGCUUUCGAGCCAUACCCGUUCUUUGCCUGUGCACCAUUUUAGCGGAAGUACCGAUUAUCGUACUCCUCCGACAAUAUUCGAUUUCAUGAGCACAUUGGAGGAUACUCGGGGUAUCGAGUAACCCCUGAACGUUUAUAGAUUAGACUAUCUCAAAACAUUCCGGGUUGCACGCGACCUCGGGAGUAUAUCUGACACUUAAGAAUAUUCAUAUUGAUGUACCAGCCUAA
Messenger RNA from Penicillium samsonianum, 1382 nucleotides. RefSeq names its product Major facilitator superfamily domain general substrate transporter. The record is from RefSeq and is a predicted model, not a curated record. The transcript is spliced from 8 exons. The coding region runs from base 1 to 1197 and encodes 398 amino acids. Gene Ontology annotation, cellular component: fungal-type vacuole membrane. Gene Ontology annotation, biological process: basic amino acid transport; transmembrane transport. Gene Ontology annotation, molecular function: basic amino acid transmembrane transporter activity. NCBI's taxonomy places the organism in Eukaryota, Fungi, Ascomycota, Eurotiomycetes, Eurotiales, Aspergillaceae.